Molecule: messenger RNA, 803 nt
Organism: Ipomoea triloba (trilobed morning glory)
Lineage: Eukaryota; Viridiplantae; Streptophyta; Magnoliopsida; Solanales; Convolvulaceae
Product: ethylene-responsive transcription factor ERF018-like
Exons: 1
Coding region: 103-717 (204 amino acids)
Biological process (GO): regulation of DNA-templated transcription
Molecular function (GO): DNA-binding transcription factor activity; DNA binding
Source: RefSeq, a predicted model, not a curated record
UGCAAUUACGAACCCCAAAAACCCACUUUCACAAUCACCAAAUUGAAAUCUCACAACACUUACUAUUAUAUUAUAUCUAACAGUUCAUUUCUUGAUUCUCCGAUGGAGCGCAACGAGGAGGCGCCGUCGGCGGUGAAGUACAAGGGAGUGAGGAAGAGGAAAUGGGGGAAAUGGGUGUCGGAGAUACGCCUACCCAACAGCCGGGAGAGGAUAUGGUUGGGGUCUUACAACACGGCGGAGAAAGCCGCCAGGGCUUUCGACGUCGCCCAGUUUUGCCUGCGCGGCCCCACCGCGCAGCUCAACUUUCCCGACGACCCGCCCGACGUUCCCGGCUGGCAGACGUUCACCCCGCCGGAGAUUCAGGACGUCGCCGCCCAAUACGGCAGCGACUACUCCCGACCGCCACCUGCCAAUAUAAUUGCUGUCGGGCGGCAGGAACAAGGAAACCAUGAGGAAAUAACGCACGUGAUGGAUUUGGAUGACACGUCACCCUCCUCGACCUCCGAAGGUGCGGUACAAAUGGGAGAUAUUGAUUGGUCGUUUUUUGACGCACUGGAUGGGGCUCCUACUUGUAACGAGUUUGGUCUAUUCUCAGGUGAUGAUCUCUACGUGCCACCACAACCACAACCACAUCCUCCGCCCCCGCCGCCGCCGUCAACCACUGAUCACGACAAUGAAACCCAAUUUUCUCACCCAUCUUUCUUAUGGAACUUCUAGCUUCCUAUCCUAUAUAUACUACCUCACUCACCUCGCUACUAUCAACAAUAUAAUAUAAUGCCAAAUAACACAUACACACCAACAAA